Brassica napus (rape) is the source of this 590-nucleotide messenger RNA. RefSeq names its product actin-related protein 3-like. The transcript is spliced from 2 exons. The record is from RefSeq and is a predicted model, not a curated record. Bases 220 to 498 code for a protein of 92 amino acids. NCBI's taxonomy places the organism in Eukaryota, Viridiplantae, Streptophyta, Magnoliopsida, Brassicales, Brassicaceae.
AUACAAUGGAAAGGUGUUAAGCCAAAGACUGGUGCACCAUACACUUGUGACGUUGGAUACGAACGAUUCCUUGGACCUGAGGUCUUCUUUAAUCCAGAGAUAUACAGCAAUGAUUUUACAACUUCUUUACCGGCUGUAAUAGACAAAUGUAUCCAGUCUGCACCAAUUGACACACGACGAGCUUUAUAUAAGAACAUAGUAUUGUCCGGAGGCUCAACUAUGUUCAAAGAUUUCGGAAGAAGGUUACAAAGGGAUCUCAAAAAGAUUGUUGAUGCCCGUGUUCUUGCUAAUAACGCACGUACCGGUGGUGAAAUCACGUCUCAACCAGUGGAGGUUAAUGUGGUUAGCCACCCUGUCCAAAAGUUUGCUGUUUGGUUUGGAGGCUCUGUGCUUUCAUCAACUCCUGAGUUUUUCGCGAGCUGCAGAACGAAAGAGGAGUAUGAGGAAUGUGGAGCAAGCAUAUGCCGUACUAAUCCGGUGUUCAAAGGGAUGUAUUAAAAACAAAUAGAAGCUGGUUCGUUAAAUAAUUCACCAGCAUAUGUGAAUGUUUGUCUGAAUGAAACACUCCAUUUUAGAUACUUGUAACUCAA